AUGAAGCGCAAGUUUGGCGACUUCUCCUCACCACCCCCACCAUCCGACAACAAGCCCGAACAACAAGCUCCCGCUCACCUUGAAGCUCAAGCGAGCGACUCAGCAAAGAGGCAGGCCAUAAGAGCCACCACACCUCCCGUCAUUGCUGCAGCUAGAACCAGACGGCAAGCAGUCAUGGCCGACAGCGCAGUCUUCACGGACCAGAGCAUCCCGCUCAACGCGGUCGAGGCCCAGCUCAAAGGUCUCCUCGUCGACGUCGCCGAGUACAUCAACAAGUCCCAAGAAGCCGCCGAAGCAGAGAAGGAGGGCAAGAACGUCAACGAGCCGGUCAUCCUGCGCUGGGCGGGCGGCUGGGUCCGCGACAAGCUUCUCGGGACCGAAAGCCACGACAUCGACGUGGCCAUCAACAACAUGACGGGCGAGGCCUUCGCCCUGCGCCUGCGCGACUACUGCGACGCCGACCCGGCCCAUCGGGAGCGCCACUCCAUCGGUCCCGCCGACGUGGGCAACCUGCACAAGAUCGCGCGCAACCCGGACAAGAGCAAGCAUCUGGAGACGACCACCAUCAAGCUCUUUGGGUUGGACGUCGACUUUGUCAACCUGCGCAAGGAGACGUAUACUGAGGACAGCAGGAACCCGCAAGUCGAAUUCGGUACGGCCGAGGAGGACGCGCUGAGGAGAGAUGCGACGGUUAAUGCGCUGUUCUAUAAUUUGCACACCGGCAAGGUGGAGGAUUUUACGGGCGGUAUGAAGGAUAUGGAUAGGAACCUGAUCAGGACGCCGCUGGAGCCGCUUCAGACGUUCAUGGAUGAUCCGCUGAGGGUGCUGAGACUCAUCAGGUUUGCCAGCAGGCUCGGCUUCACGAUCGACGAGGAGGCGAAGGCAGUCAUGGGUGACGAGAGGGUGUUGGAAGCUCUCAAGCUGAAGAUUAGCAGAGAGCGAAUCGGUGUUGAGUUGGAGAAGAUGCUCAAAGGCCCCGACCCCCUCUCCUCCCUAACCUACAUCAACGACCUCUCCCUCUACCACACCCUCUUCACCGACUCCUCGCGACCCGACUUCCCACGCCCUCCGCUCACCUCCUGGCCCAUCGCCUACCAAACCCUCCACUCCCUCUCCACCACCCUCGCCACCCCAGGCUCCAUCUACUCCCUCCUCGUCACCUCUCCCGAAUCCGCCUACUUCGCCUGGAACCUAGCCGCCCUCGUCCCCUUUGCGCCUCUGCCCGACGACCCGCCCUUGAAGGGUGGCAAACCCGCCCCUCCGCUCGCCACCCAGGCCGCUCGCGAAGGGUAUCGUGCGCCGAACAAGCUCACGGACGUGAUUACCGCGUCGCACAGACACCGCCAGGCGAUCCUGGCUAUGCGCGACUUGGUCGUUCGUCCGGCUGCUGGCGAUGAGGGGAAGAAGAUGGAGAGGGACAGGCUGGGAAUGGCUAUCCGCGGAUGGGAUUCGAGACCGGGCGUGGGCGCGAACUGGCGGUUGCAGGUGUUGUAUGCUGUGCUUGUUGAUGUUGCUGAGAGAACUACUGGUGAAGAAGGUAAAGAGACGGUGGAGGACGUGUUAAAGGAGUGGCAGGCCUUUUUGGAUCAUCUGGUGGAGAUGGACCUGAUGGAUGCGCCGAGCGUGAAGCGGAUCAUUGAUGGUAAGCAGCUGGCGGCAGCGUUGGGGGUGAAGCCGGGGAAGUGGAUGGGGCAGGCGCUGGAGGUGGUGAUGGCGUGGCAGUUGAGGAAUCCGACGGUUGGUGAUCCGGAGGGGGCGGUGGAGGAGGUUAGGAAGAGGAAGGAGGAGUUGGGGAUUAAAUAA
Neurospora tetraspora is the source of this 1803-nucleotide messenger RNA. RefSeq lists its product as uncharacterized. Bases 1 to 1803 code for a protein of 600 amino acids. NCBI's taxonomy places the organism in Eukaryota, Fungi, Ascomycota, Sordariomycetes, Sordariales, Sordariaceae. The record is from RefSeq and is a predicted model, not a curated record. Gene Ontology annotation, biological process: tRNA 3'-terminal CCA addition. Gene Ontology annotation, molecular function: RNA binding; ATP:3'-cytidine-cytidine-tRNA adenylyltransferase activity; CC tRNA cytidylyltransferase activity. The transcript has 2 exons.